This is a messenger RNA of Condylostylus longicornis, 2962 nucleotides long. RefSeq names its product peroxisomal acyl-coenzyme A oxidase 3. The transcript is spliced from 9 exons. Gene Ontology annotation, molecular function: pristanoyl-CoA oxidase activity; FAD binding; fatty acid binding. NCBI's taxonomy places the organism in Eukaryota, Metazoa, Arthropoda, Insecta, Diptera, Dolichopodidae. Gene Ontology annotation, biological process: fatty acid beta-oxidation using acyl-CoA oxidase; lipid homeostasis. The record is from RefSeq and is a predicted model, not a curated record. Gene Ontology annotation, cellular component: peroxisome. Bases 280 to 2379 code for a protein of 699 amino acids.
GUGCGGCUUUUUCGUUCCAUUAAUUAAUUUUUUUUUUGUGGACGCUUCAGUGUUUAAUUUUUUCGAGGUUUAUCUCUCUUCCUCCAAUAUAAUAUUCUCGUAUAUUUUUAAUUUUUGUGGCCUGGAUAUAAAAGAAAAAAGUAUCAUACAAUUGUAUAUAUAAAAUUUUUAGAAAAUUGUUAAAGAUUCAAGAUUCCUACACCAAUCAUCCAUAUAUAAAUAAUAAAAUAGAAGAGUUUUCGGUGUUUGACUGGUUGAUAAACCUGAUAUAUAUUCAAAAUGGCUUCAAUUAGUCCUGAUAUUGAUACAAACUUUAUACCGGAUUUACCAAUGGGACCACUUAAUGAAUAUAGAAAAAAAGCAAAAUUUAACUGGAAGAGGCUAAUGUUAAUAUUAGAUGAAGAGGCUUCAGUUAAAAUUAAAUAUAGAGUUUGGAAACUAUUAGAAAAUGAUCCAUUAUUUUCAAAGGCAAAAUAUACAUUAUCAACUGAUGAACUGAAACGUUUAGCAGCAAUGCAAGUUAAUAAAUUAACUGAAUUAGAUAUUAUUCCAAAAGAUGUUAUUAACUACAGUUAUAGAGAUCGUACAAAAUUUUUAAUGAGUACUGAUGAAGCACUUUAUUCAUAUUCAUCAGAUUUAUCAGUAAAAAUUGCAUUAGGUGUUAGUUUAUUUGUAAAUUCAUUAUCGGCAAUGGGUACUGAAAGGCAUAAAAAAUAUUAUAAUGCAGCAUGGAAUCGUGAAAUUGUUGCAUGUUUUGCAAUAACUGAAGUAGCACAUGGUAGUAAUACAAAAAAUAUUCGUACAACCGCAACAUAUGAUCCAAUUACACAAGAAUUUAUUAUAAAUACACCAGAUUUUGAAGCAGCAAAAUGUUGGAUCGGUAAUUUGGGUAAAACAGCGACAAUUUGUUUAACAUUCGCAAAUUUAUAUACAGCUGAUGGUAUAAAUCAUGGUUUACAUGGUUUUGUAGUACCAAUACGAAAUCCAAAAACAUUAAUGGCAUAUCCUGGUGUUAUUGUUGGUGAUAUGGGUGAAAAAAUUGGUUUAAAUGGUGUUGAUAAUGGUUUUAUGAUGUUUUCUAAUUAUCGUAUACCAAGAGAGAAUUUAUUAAAUAGAAUUGCAGAUGUAACACCAGAAGGUUCUUAUGAAACAGUUCUUAUGGAACCAAGUAGAGCUUUAGGUGCAGCAUUAGAAACUUUAUCAGUUGCACGUUUAGGUAUUAUACAAGAAUCAGUUAAUAAUUUAUCGUCAGCAACUGUAAUUGCUGUACGUUAUGCAGCACUUAGGAAGCAAUUUGGACACGAAAGAAAUGGUCCAGAAGUUCCAAUUAUCGAAUAUCAAUUACAUCAAUGGCGAAUUUUUCCAUAUCUUGCGGCUGCAUGUGUAUUAAGGGUAUUUGCUGUUCAAAUAAGUGGUACAUAUUUAAAGACUGUUGAAGAUUGUCAAUCGGAAUCGAAUGCUUUUGAAGUAUUCAGUCAAUUGGUGGGUGAAUUUCAUGCUAUUAUUUCAUCAUCGAAACCAUUGCUGACAUGGACAGCAAGGGAUGCAAUACAAGAAUCACGUGAAGCAUGUGGUGGUCAUGGCUAUUUGAAAAUUUCUAAUUUAGGUGAAUUACGUAAUAAUCAUGAUGCAUCGGUUACAUAUGAAGGUGAUAAUAACGUAUUACAACAGCAAGCUUCCAAUUGGCUUAUUAAACAAUGGGAUGAUAAAAUUGAAAGUCCACUUGGUACUGCAAAUUUUUUGAAAAAUCGUACAGAUAUAUUAAGGCGUAAAUUUGAAGAUAUUAUAAAAGUAACACCAGUUGAAUCAAUGGAAUUUCCAAUUGAAUGUUUUGAAUGGCUUAUAUGUUAUCUUUUGGAUAAAACAGCAUCAAAAAUUCGUAAUUUUGUUUCAAAUGGUGCACAUAGAUUUGAUGCUAAAAAUAAUUCACAAGUAUAUACAGCACGUGAUAUAUGUCGAGCUUAUCCACAAUAUGUUGCAUUAUGUAGUUUUCGUACACGCUUUCAUAAACCGGAUGUAACACCGGAAUUAAAAGAAGUUUUACAAUUAAUUUAUCUUAUUUAUUCAUAUUGGAUAAUUGAUCAACAUAUGACAUCAUUUUGUCAAGGUGCAUUUGCUAAAAAUCCAACAAAAUUUGUUGAUUUAAUACGUUCAAAAUUAUUGGAAAAAUGUGGAGAAUUUAAAAAUUCUGCUGUAUCAGUUGCUGAUUCAAUUGCACCACCAGAUUUUGCAUUAAAUUCAGCAAUCGCAAAAUCUGAUGGAUUAUUAUAUCAAAAUCUACAACAUGAACUAAUGACAAAUCCGAAUGCUUUUUCAAGACCAUCAUGGUGGAGAGAUAUACUGUUACCAGAUCCACCAUCAUUAAAAUCAAAACUUUGAAAUAAAUACACUUAUAUAAACAUAUUAUAUUUUUAAUUUACGAAUGUAUUGUAUGUAGUAGGUAUGAAACGUUCAAAAAUUUAAUAUUAAUAAUAAUGUUUAUAAAUAUUUAUUUUUAUUUUAUGAAAAAAAUUUAAAAAUUUAUAUGUAUGUAUAAAGAAACUACGGUUUUAAAAAUCUCCUAAAAUCAGGGCAUUUAGAAUAUUUUUUUAAUAUUUUAAUAGAAAUGGUGCGCAGAAAUUGAUUGUAAUGAAAUAAAAUAUAAAAAAAAAAAGAGAAGAAAAAAUGUAUUUUUUAAAGUAAUCUCAAUAUCGAUGUUGCCUUUUUCCUUAUUUUUUAAGACUAUAUAUACUAUAUAUUAUAAUAUAAAUUAUUAAACUAGUGUGUAUAUAUAUAUCUAUGUGUAUAUACAUAAAUAUAUAUGUUAUUGUUGAUGAAAACUGUGUCUUUUAUUCCUAAAAUAUUAAAACAAAAAAUUAAAAGAAACUAUACUAUAUUAUAUAUUUAUAUUGUAUAAUUGAAAUUAUUCAUUUACACAUUCAUAUACUUACAUAUUUUAAUAAAUUUUUAUUAUAUUUAUAUA